CUGGGCUCGAGAUUGAUGAAGACUUCGAAGAGUGGCGGAAAGCGUUUUCUUGUCAUUGGGAUAUCUUUAGUAACUGGUGUUGUUCUUCUUGUAAAUGGCUGGAUCCUUAGUACCGGAAGUGUGUUUGAAAACCGAGCGUUUUUUAACUUUAUCAAGAAACAAAUGAAUCAGGUAAAGCUCCGUCCUUCAGUAGGAGUUCAUUGAGGAUGCGGAAAAUUUGGUCUUAUAUAGUGUUUGGGGCCGUAAACUGCAACUCGAUCGGCUUGACAACGAUUUUUUUUUCGGCUGCCAUCUCAUUUGCAAUAGUAUUCCAAGAUUGGACGUUCAAUUUUUGGUGUACCCCAAUUCGUAUCCUAACCUACUUCACAAAGAUGACAGGCCCAGAAAUCCGUUCCUCGAUUGCCCUUCACAAAAGACCUUUCAAGAUUUAAUUUUGCAAUUGGCACUCUAAAAAGUGUUUGAAAGCUCUUGGGUACUUUUCAUAACAUCUGUGAAGAAAAAAAUAUUAAACCUUUAUUGCAAAAACCAUUAGGUUCUCAUAAGAGUAGUGCAGCCAGGUCAAAUUCUAGAUCCUGAGGCAGUGUGUAAAUGCUAAAAUCCCUCUCAGAGGGGGAGUCCUCUCAGUCAAUUCCUGUGGAUAGCUCACACCCCCUCCCCCCAUCCUGAGACAAACCAUUGUUAGGUGCUUUAGGAGCACUCAAGCAAAGGUGCAUAAUUUAAUCAGUCUUUGAUUGUUCCAUCAACAUUUCAAUAUAAUGUACUAGGAAGGUAAACCAAUAGAAAGGUGGUCUGUUGCUUUUGUUAAUCCUUUAACUCCCAAGAUCUCAAUACUAAUUCUCCUUACUGUCUGCUAUACAAUUCUUGUGAUGUUAGUUUGGAGAAUUUGGUAGUGGAUCAAAUCACAAUCCCCAGAUUGAUAUUUUUCUUUAUUCUUAUCACUUGUCUGAUUGAUAUUGUAUUGAUAUUGUAAGGAGAAAUUCUGUCUUGGUCACUCAUGGGAGUUAAAGGGUUAAGUAGCCAUUGGUUUAUGGAUGUUAUUAGAAAUUUAAAUCUUUGACCUAGGAAAGUGUGCAUGGUGUCUUAACUUAUAAAUAGUGCGAUUUAAGUCAUUUAGUGAGGAAGUGUACAUAUUAAGUUUUAUUAACCUUUCUGGUUAGUUGUUAAAAUAUGAUUUCUCAAUUUAACUGUUGCAUUUCAUCUAGGAAAUGGCUGCGGAUAAACUAGGAUUUUUAUUUGCACGAAAGGAAACCAUGACUGAAAUAACAAAAAUGGUCAAGAAGUUCCCACCAUUGCUUGAGAGGACCUUUAUCAGCUGUGAGAAUGAAAGAAAAGUCAAAAGUGGGGAAACUUCUGAAUUCCGUGUGCUUCAGUGGAAUGUCCUUGCUGAUGGUAAGCAGAUAUUUUUACUAACCCUCAUCUUUAUGGUCAUAUAGGCCCUGCUAUGCGCUUGUCUCAUGAAAGACUGUAAGCUUUACAUUUCCAAAUUUGCAGGUAGCACUCAGUUUGCAAAGGGAAAGAAACUCCAGAAAAAUUAAAACUUGAAAAAUCUGAAUGAAAAACUCUGCAAGUGUCUCAUUAUAUUCUUACUUUGUUGACUUUCCCAAAUUAAUAUGAUCCAUUGACAAAUUAUCCACAAUUUCAAGAUCCCCUCUGUACCACUCAACAGGAAAGAAGAUAUGAAGAUAUCAGGUUUCUUUCCUCACAUAUUAAUGUCCGGCGGAUUCAGUAGAAAUUGGCAAAACUAGCUAUGGUUAGUAAUUUCACUUCUGCCGGCAAAAUGAAAUACCAGUAGAUUGCAAAGACUUGAUUAUAUUUAGGAUGGAAAGUAAGAUAUUGAUCAUGUAUUGAAUAAACCCCUUUACUCCCAUGAGUGACCAAGAUAGACUUUCUCCUUACAAAAUCAAUAAAAUACCAAGCAGACAAGUAAUGAGAGUAAAGAAAAAUAUAAAUUAGUGGAUUACAUUAAUUGAUCAAAUACUAAAUUCUCGAAACUUACUCAUAGGAAUUGUAUAGCAGAAAGUAGGAGGAAUUACUUAUUAGAACUUGGGAGUGAAAAGGUUAAUGAAUCUAUCACAAGCAUCUAAUGUCUUGAUUCCUGUUAGCAUUGAGCACUUCAAGUCCAACUGAUAACUUUAUCAAGAGUCCACCUGAAGCUCUUCUGUGGUCAAAACGAAAGCUCCGAUUACUUCAAGGGAUAUUGAUGUAUGAUCCAGAUAUCAUAGCUCUAGAGGAAGUUGACCAUUUUGAAGAUUUUUUCUUGCCCUCACUUCAAAAACUUGGAUAUGAGGGACUGUUUGUGGCUAAAAGAGAGUCUCCAUGCCUCAAGUUUGCAAAUAACUCAGGACCUGAUGGCUGUGCUUUGUUUUAUGAUCGAGACAGAUUCUCUCUUCAGAAGCACAGAGAUAUCUCACUAAAAGAUUCUAGUGGAGAAAUCACUAAUCAAGUUGCUUUGAUGGUGAACUUAUUUGAUAAAAUCCAAGGCAAAACUCUUUGUGCUGCUGUCACUCAUUUGAAAGCCAAAGAGGGUCAUGAAGAUUUGCGGCUGAGCCAAGGAAAAAGUCUUUUGCAGUCAAUUUCUGAAUGCAUUGGUGAUGAUAAGGCUGUGAUAGUACUUGGAGAUUUUAAUGCAGAGCCAUCAGAGCCAGUCUGUAAACUGAUGGAGGAUAAUCAAUACUUGAGAAUGAAAAAUGCACAUGUUACUGCCACAGGCAAGAACCCAGAGUUCACAACCUGGAAGAUUCGCCCAGGAAAAGAAGUGAAACAUUCUAUUGACUAUGUAUGGUAUUCUGAGAACCUUAAUGUUACAGGGUGCCUAGAAAUUCCGGAAAGUGAUGGUGUUCCUGAGGAACGCUGCCCUAGUUUACAGUAUCCAUCUGAUCAUUUUUCUUUGGUGUUUGAUUUCUGCUGGGGAUGA
This is a messenger RNA of Pocillopora meandrina, 2914 nucleotides long. Lineage: Eukaryota; Metazoa; Cnidaria; Anthozoa; Scleractinia; Pocilloporidae. The record is from the annotation of a GenBank genome assembly.